CACCGAGUAGGUUGCCGGCAACCCCGCUCUCUUUUUUGACGACUCACGUCCCUUCCACCGAAGGUCUUCGUAACGACCCCCGAGCAUACAAGACCCAUCAUGCGUUACUCUACGAUCGCCUCUGCUGUCCUUUUGGCGGCGACGACAGCUCCCGCGCUCGCGUACCCGGUCACUACUCGCGCAACCGAGGAUGCCUCCAUAGUUGAGCGCGAGCUCCAAGACGCACUGGUGGAGCGCGGCUACUACGACGACCUCGUCUCUCGAGACCUUGAGGCGCGUGGUGGCGGCCCUUCAAAGAGUGAUAAGGCGCACGCCGCGUCGAUAGCUCGGAUGAGGAAGGAGCAUCAGGACCGGAUGCGUCAGAAUCCCGGCUUCAUUCGGGAUCCGCCGAGCGCAAUUUGGACCGCGUCUAGGGAGGGUACGCCUCUGCAACAUCCGCGGCCGUACCGCCCGGCGCAGAAAGCCGAAUUCCUUCCCAAGAAACCCCGGGAGUACGACUUCAACGGCGAGCUGUUCGAGCGCGGCUUCGAGAUAGACGAGCUUGACUGAGCGGACGUAUAAACAUGAUCAUGGGGC
This is a messenger RNA of Fomitopsis serialis, 576 nucleotides long. RefSeq lists its product as uncharacterized. The transcript is spliced from 3 exons. The record is from RefSeq and is a predicted model, not a curated record. NCBI's taxonomy places the organism in Eukaryota, Fungi, Basidiomycota, Agaricomycetes, Polyporales, Fomitopsidaceae. The coding region runs from base 100 to 549 and encodes 149 amino acids.